CUUGGGGUCUACUUGCCCACGCGUUGUUCAAGACACGCGAUUCCAAUUCGAUUCCUUUUAAGGAAAUCAAAAGCUUAUCUGCCACAUUUAUACAUGUUACGGAUCAGCAUCAAUCCAGAUCCAAGCCAAUGAAAAACCGAAGAGAUGAUAUCGUACGAAGGCAUGUAUAUUCCUACACCCCACAUGGACGAAGUACAUAGUUAUGCUCGCAGAUGCUCCCAGUGGCGCGUGCCCCAAUGCCUAGGGGUGCAAAGAGGGUUCCACGGUGGGGAAGAUAAAAAAACCGACCCCUUAUGGGGAAACGGGAGCCACACCUGGCACUCAAACACCAUUGGCGUGAUUUCCAUGAUGAUUCUACACUAUUGUAUCCUCCCCCAUGGAAAUGCAAAUGGGGGGUGACGAAUACGCCACUGUGGAACCCGCUCUAGGGUCCCAUUCAAUAAAUGGUGACUCUCUAUAUGGUGAACAUAUUCCCAUAUAUAGUACAGAGGGUACGGUUUGUCGGUUACACAUGGUGAGCACAUGCCAAACCUUCAGGAUGCCUAUACGACUUCAAUACUAUGGGGGUUGAACGGGGGGUCACAUUUUCAUGGGACUUGGCUUAUACGACGCGACACCUGGCUGGGGAAAGGGGCGACCAGGAGUGAUAGGUCGUCUUUCCGAUAGGGAAGGGAUACGGUCAACUCCUCCUCCCGGAAAGUCGGAAGUCCCGUCAAGUCAGUCGCGCGCUGAACUUCAAGACGAUAUAAAGUCGGGAUGUUUUGAAUUUCUUCUGGUGGUUUCGAGGGGGUUGAUAAUGUAUUACUCGCAUGGGGGUUGGUAGUGGGGCUACGGAUACCAUAAGGCGCCUACGCCACGCGACCGGUACGUGGGUCGUUGUGCUCUAGUGAACAGUGAUGAACACCCCAGUGAACUCUGCUUAUUAAACUUCGUGUAGACUCUUCUUCCAUUACUUUGGAGUUUCGCUACCGGGAACUUGGUUUCGCUUUGAAGUGUCAUUCCUGUGCGUGAAACCUGUUAAUUGAAUUUUUUAAUUAAAAUAUAGAGCAAGCCUCAAGAUGAGUGGUUUUAAAAGACAUCAAAGUAAAGUGUUUUGGAGUUACAUGGCUUCUCAGGAUGUGGGACAGACUCCUUUUCCACAUAGAGAUGUGGACCAGCCUAGAUCACUUCCUAGUUUUUAUUGCAAUCUGAAUGCGACAGCUGAUGACGGUGAAGAAAGUUUACGUGGAUACGAUUCAACUGAUGGAUUGCACCGAACAGGCAAUAUCACUACAAUCAGGAUUGGUGAAGAGGAUUCCAAGCAGCAACCGGAUAUUAGGACUCCGUCACCUCAGAUGGACAAGGAUAUGGAUGGGCUACCAAUGAGUAAAACGAGCUCGGACGAGACGUCGUGUUCAGGAGCAGUGGCACAGGAACCUCACGAAGAAGUUGUAUCCCAGGACAGAUCCUACAGUCCUAACAGUCAUGGUCAUCGGAGUCAGGACUCUGGUUUCUCCGACUCGGAGAGAUCCGAGAGUCCCGGUAUCUGCGGAAAUAGUACUCCCAGAAGAAGGCGAACCAACAGACCCCGGGAUAGAAGACGCAGCAAACGAGUAUAUCCUAAGCGGCUGGAGUCGCCCUGGAAGGACAAUGAAGUACCACCGCAUCCUGCACACACAUCCACACCUAAGCAGUCAUCCUUAAGGAUUAAAAAUGAUUCUCUAGCUUGUAGAAUUCGACCUCGGCUUAAUCCGCUCUGUUUUAAUCAAACUGACGAUGCUGGUGGACGUGACACUUCCGGUGAUAUUUCUGUGUCUUCCCUUGUCGAGGAAUGUCUUGGUGAAUUUUUAUACGCCGCUGAACCACCUGAGGAUGCUGAUGUUACUGGAGGGAUUGCGAGGAGUUGUGACUCUUCGGCUGGACACAGCCACGAAGAAGAUGCUUCUACGAGGGUUGAAUCUUUGGCGAGGACUUUGGAGGAUACUGGUAGUUUUAGACAGCUGAAUGCUGUCAGGGCUUGGCUGGGUGAUCUUGCUAUGGAAACCGAGGGUGAGUGCACGGCUACUCUUCAGAGCAAGGCACUCCCUAGGAGACAACUGCAGGAACCGUUAUCCGAGGAGCUGCAGACCAGAGAUCUGAGGUUGCUUACAUCCUCGGCGACUGCCGCAGCAACGAGACUUCUUGUCAAGGCGGAAAAAUUUGAUCGGCAUUAUGAGCUGGUGGUUGAUAAAGUGACGCAUCUAGAGAAUGCUAAAUCCGAACGGGAACUUCUCAGAUCCAUUGAAGAACAUGCUUUUCGGGUACUUUCUGAGCUCGGGGCACCUCCUCCGAGAAGAAUACAACCUAGCAGUCUGCGGACAAUAAUCGCCCAGUUGGAAAGUUUGAGGAACGACGUGGACAAAGCGUUAGAUACGAGACUAGACUUCUAUAUAGAGAGAGUAGUGCGUGGCCUAGAGGAAGCUCCUCGAGAAGGAGGCAGCGCAGCGCGUGGCGCACUGGCUGCAUUGACGGCCUUAGGAUUGGCAGGAUCACGAGCAGGAAGCAGCAUAGCCCGCUGUUCCGGAGUAAGAGCCCUCCUUACUUCUCUUCUAUCGGCAGGACGUCUAUCCAGCGACUUAAGAAGUGCAUCCUUGAGAGCCCUAGCCAGUGUAUGCUGCUGUCCAACAGCUAUCGAAUGGUUUGCCCGAGAUGGCGGUCCUGAGAUCCUGGUGGAUCUUCUUGCAGCUGAGUCAUCACCGGAAACUGAGAAAAUGGAGGCUGCAGCUCUAGUCGUACAAGUCACUGCGCCUUGGAUAAAGGCCAUAGGUCUUCCACAUCUAGAACCAUUCAAGGAUACUCUGGUGCAAUCUCUGACACGGCUGGCUGAGAAUACGUCCUGCGGACAAACUCUUCUUUUGGCAGCAGCAGCUUUACAUCAUUUAUCCAAAUCCAGGAAGUGCAUAGCGCCUAUUUUGGAACAUGAUACAGUGCGUACACUUUUGAAGUGCGUAAAAAAAUCCGCAGGUGGUAACGUUUGGCUGAUGGAACAAGUCGCGUCACUGAUUGGUGAACUCGCAAGAAUACCGGAAACCCGCGCUCAUUUAGCUAGAGCUCGAGCUUCCGUCGCUCUCGUCUGUUUCUUGAGAAUGCGACCUCCAGGUCUCGAGGAUGCUUAUCAAAGAUUGGAAGUGACUGCUGCCGCUGCUUUGACCAGACUCUGUGUGGAUCCGGAAAUUGCUAGACAGGUCGUCGCUGUAGGAGGUGCGGAUUGUCUUCCCUCGUAUAAGAAGAAUCAUAUCCUUGAUGCGGACGAUGAAGAGGCGGGUUUACUCAAAUAUACAAAGUCUCUGAGGAUGGCUUGUAAAAAAGCAGCCAAGCAAAUUGACUUUGCCAAAGCGUGCGAUUAUAGUAUUGGCUAAUAUAGACGAGACACAAGGAAUAAGAAAAUGUAUCACAGCAUUUUUUUAUAUAAAAAUUUAUAAAUUUAUAUUUUGUAUAAAAAAUAUUUUACUGGUGUAAAAUCAUCACACGAUCAUCUUAUCGCUACAUAAUAAUUGUGAUCAAUAUAUAUUUAUGACAUAUCACUUAGAAAUAAUUAACCGCGUUAAAAUUAUCACAAUAAAUGUUCAUAGUGAUUUUA
Cephus cinctus (wheat stem sawfly) is the source of this 3598-nucleotide messenger RNA. It is a transcript of the gene insc, whose product is annotated as protein inscuteable homolog. Bases 1059 to 3377 code for a protein of 772 amino acids. The transcript is spliced from 6 exons. Gene Ontology annotation, biological process: regulation of asymmetric cell division; apical protein localization; asymmetric cell division. The record is from RefSeq and is a predicted model, not a curated record. NCBI's taxonomy places the organism in Eukaryota, Metazoa, Arthropoda, Insecta, Hymenoptera, Cephidae. Gene Ontology annotation, molecular function: cytoskeletal adaptor activity. Gene Ontology annotation, cellular component: apical cortex.